Molecule: messenger RNA, 621 nt
Organism: Microthlaspi erraticum
Lineage: Eukaryota; Viridiplantae; Streptophyta; Magnoliopsida; Brassicales; Brassicaceae
Source: the annotation of a GenBank genome assembly
AUGUCUUUCUCCGUGAAAGGUCGGAGCAUACGUGGCAACAACGGAGGAGGAGGAGGGACGGGGACGAAGUGUGGGAGAUGGAAUCCGACAGUGGAGCAGUCGAAGAUAUUGACGGAUCUGUUUAGAGCCGGUCUUAGAACUCCGACCACCGACCAUAUUCAGAAAAUCUCCACGGAGCUCAGUUUCUACGGCAAGAUCGAGAGCAAGAACGUUUUCUAUUGGUUCCAAAACCAUAAGGCUAGAGAAAGAAACAAACGCCGUAAGCUCUCAAUUGAUUUUGAUCAUCAUCAUCAUCAAGAAAAUGACCAUAUCUCUCAUCAUCAUCAUCAAGAAAAUGACCAUAUCUCUCAUCAUCAUCAUCAUCUUCAUUUUCGUCAACCAUCAACUAGAGAUGUUUUUGAGGUAAACGAAGAAGAGGAAGAGAGAGUAGUAGAGACGUUACAACUCUUUCCCGUGAAUUCGUUCGAAGACUCCAAAGUGAAGAAAAUGAAAAGCAGAGGCAUUAACCAGCAACGUGAAUACAUUCGAGAGACUAAUACGACGGCGUUUUCUUCGUACUCAUCAUGUGGAGCUGAGAUGGAACAUCUAUCGCCGUUGGAUCUUCGACUAAGCUUUCUUUAA